Molecule: messenger RNA, 3131 nt
Organism: Adineta steineri
Lineage: Eukaryota; Metazoa; Rotifera; Eurotatoria; Adinetida; Adinetidae
Source: the annotation of a GenBank genome assembly
AUGACUCGAUUUCAUCCGUUAGAUUUUCGUCUGAUGGCCAUGUCCCAGUUUCAGAUUCUGACAUUGUUAUGCCAAACAGCAGCAUGGACUAUUGGUAGUGAUCUCAAUCAAUUUCUGACUGAACAACUGGCUACCAGUCAAGCUCUAUCACGUGAGAUAUUCGAGGCUCAAGUUGUAGCACUUGUCGAACAAAUGCAAACCACAACAGUAGCAAAUGUGAAAUACACCGAUCAGCUGGUGUCCGAGGUUAUUCUCAACAGUGGAAUUAUGUCAGCCUUGAAUACCAACUAUUACCUCUCCUAUAAUCCAUUAGUGUCGACUUAUAACAUUAUACACGGAAACUAUCCAGUUGGAAAUUAUAUUAUCAGCAACGCCUCGAUUCUGGAUAAUAUCUAUUGCGGUUGCCAAUACCAGUCAAACUGUACUUUUCAAGCUGGUUUCUACAAUUAUUCCAUUCGUCCUGCACACGGUGAAUUUAACAUAUAUACGCCCUCGCCACCACCUAUAUUUAUCGUACCAGGUAUGUUGGUUGGAUGCUUGCCUCGUGAUUCAAUGCUUCAGUCGACACUGGAAUGUUUUUACAAUCGUUCAUGUCUCGAUCUCAUUGGUGUCUCACAAGCGAUCAUCCCCCUCAAUGCGACUGUUCCAUCUCGCUUUCGAGUCAAUACAACCGUAAAUACGAUGUUCGAACAACUCUUCAUUGAAACGUGGCAAAACUCGAGUAAUUUCACUAGUUACUACAAUGCAUGCCAUCCGAAAACAUGUUCUUACACCAAUACACAACGUGGUAAUUUUCUUUAUGCACUGACGAUUCUCGUCAGCCUCAUUGGUGGUCUUACAACAAUACUCGGUAUUUUCGUUCCUCUUCUCGUACAAUUCUUUCGUCAUUUACUAGUUAAAUGCCGAGGUGAUACAAUUCAUACAAUCGACAAUGAUCCUGCAAGUAGGCGGUUUUUUUUACUUUCCCUGUUUUAUUUUAUUCUCACGAAAUGAUACUAAGGAAUUGUCUGAUUUACUGUAUCUAUAAACAAGAAACUGAGAAUGUGGAAUUAUCUAAAAGAUGAACUGUUGUUUGUUCAGAUAUUGAUUUUUUGUGCAAAUGCCAGCAGAUGAUAAUUGUUUGAAUUGUUUUAGUGCCAAGCAUCGGAGAACGCCUUCUGACCCUCGUUCGUCGAAUUCGUCAACUAAUCAGUACAUUUAAUAUGUUCGAAACUUCCUUUUCUACCGUGAAUCUGGGAAUUCAAACAACGCGUCUCUAUAUUUUUCUCACAUUUAUGGGUGCAUUCAUUCUCUUCAGUUAUUCAAUGUUGAGUGUAACUACGAUAAGUGUUACCAUACAACAGCCUUCUUUGGAUACCUUCGAAAAACUGUACUCUCGAUAUUCAUCGACACUCGUAUGUCCUUGCACUGGUCUCGUGUUAACCUAUAACGAGAUAAUGAAUGUUACGCCUCAUUUUCAUCAACUCUGCUCAAGUGAUUUUGUCCGAGAUGAUCGCUGGUUACUCUAUUUCCACACGAUACUAUUCUACAUACAAAAUGUUUCGAGCAGUUUCACGUUCGAUAUUAGUGAUUUUCGUUCUGCUCCCGGUUCAAGUCUGUUUAAUUUAAUGAAAACUCUGUGUAUCACAGCCAACUCAACUGUUAUCAAUGCCGCAACUGUUUUCGGCGCCACAAAACUUGUGAAUGUGUAUCCGAUGUCACAUGUAUUAUUCGAAAAUAAGACGACCGAACUGGCAUCACAGUUUCAACAAGAAACACAAGCUUCUUUCCAGAUUCUAUUCUCUCAACUAGCCAGGGCAAUUCGAGAUAAUCAAUUCUACAACUCCGGAACUAAUGCAGCUGGUACAGUCGUCACGACCGAUCAUGCAAAAGUUUGGUUGAGUAUGAAAAACAUAAAUCCUUCUGGAUCUAACUGCUCAUGCGCUAUGUCCAGCAAUUGUACUCGACCGCUAGGAUUCUAUUGCAGCGCUAACUCAUGCCAUAAUUUGAACGCACAACCGAACAUCACUGUACCAGGUAUGUAUGGAAGCUGUACAUCCAUAGACUCGUUACUAUUCUCAACACUUACCUGUCUCUUCAACCAGUCAUGUAUUCAACUUCUGCUCGAUUGGCGCUCAUUCGACAGACAUGGUAUGCUGGUCCCGCUCGAUCCUCGUGGAGCCAACACUACAGCACUUGAUCCAGAUUUACCCAGUAGAUUUUUACCCAACUCCACAUUUGAACCACUAGUAUCGAAUAUGUUUAUCGAAAACUGGACAUUAUCCAAUAAUUAUAGCACCUACUAUACAACCUGCAAUCCUGAUAGUUGCACAUACACAUACGACCAACGAUAUGCUUUUGUUGCUGCCAUUACAGUUCUCAUCGGCUUAUUAGGUGGGCUCAGUGUUGCACUAAAGUUGAUUCUGCCACCUUGUGUAAAACUGGUUGUGGGUAUUUUUCAUCGUUGCAAAGGCGUCGAUAGAUUAGGUAAGUUUAUACAUUUAUUAUCUAUACACUUCAAUCUGUAUCUCGAUGUAUCAGAAGUGAAACUGAUGUUUUUUUUAGACUCUUAUUCUUGGAAUAAUGGUAAUUAUCGUCAUCUUGUUAAUUUUGAGAAUAACAGUAGUUUUCAUCUUCGAUUGUUACCGAUCUUUAAUAUUGAUCCAUACGAGUGUAGUGAAUAUAAAUCUAUUUUCCUAGAAAUGAGCUAUCUCUGCAAUAGUUGAAAAGAUACAAGUAUUUGUUCGAUUUUACCACAGAAGAUCUUGCGUUGUGCAUUAGUAAACGGCAGAAAAUAUGGUCUAGACUUCUUCUAUUAUAUAGUUUAGUAAUUAAGAUCAGUUGUUUUGAGUUUCGAUAUAAUCAAUGGCUAACAUUUGUGGCUUGUUUCACUAUUACUGCAUGACUAGAAAAAGUGUGUUCAUGCUUCUAGCUAUGAAAUCCUUCCUAAGGACUAGUGCAUGUUCACUCUGUUCUCUUUCAAACGUUUUUUUCUUGUAAAAAUUCUGCAUUCAAGAGCAGUUACAAAUAGGAGAAAUUGAAUACAGCAUAUUCUAUUCAUGUUUACUAGAAGUAUGUAUGUAGAACAAAUAGGCGAAUGAAUAACAAUGAUGUAAUCGACUCUAGGUCUUAUAAAAACUGGCGGCAUCCCU